This is a messenger RNA of Drosophila serrata, 595 nucleotides long. RefSeq names its product ribosomal protein S11 (gene RpS11). NCBI's taxonomy places the organism in Eukaryota, Metazoa, Arthropoda, Insecta, Diptera, Drosophilidae. Gene Ontology annotation, biological process: translation. The record is from RefSeq and is a predicted model, not a curated record. Gene Ontology annotation, molecular function: structural constituent of ribosome. Gene Ontology annotation, cellular component: cytosolic small ribosomal subunit; ribosome.
CCAUCUGGCAACACUGAGCGAAUCGCUCUUUCCUUUUUCAUCAACAUGGCUGAUCAGAACGAGCGCGCCUUCCAAAAACAAUUCGGUGUUAACUUGAACCGCAAGGUCAAGCCCGGCAUCACCAAGAAGAAGAUCCUGCGCCGUUACCGUGAUGUUGGCCUGGGCUUCAAGACCCCCCGUGAGGCCAUCGAUGGCACCUACAUCGACAAGAAGUGCCCAUGGACCGGUGAUGUGAGGAUCCGUGGUCGCAUCCUGACUGGCGUGGUCCGCAAGGCCAAGAUGCAGCGCACCAUCGUCAUCCGUCGUGACUACCUGCACUUUGUGCGUAAAUACAGUCGUUUCGAGAAGCGUCACCGCAACAUGAGCGUGCACUGCUCGCCCGUCUUCAGGGAUGUUGAGCACGGCGAUAUUGUCACCAUUGGUGAGUGCCGUCCCCUCUCCAAGACUGUGCGCUUCAACGUUCUGAAGGUUAGCAAGGGUCAGGGAUCCAAGAAGAGCUUCAAGAAGUACUAAGUGAGGCGGACAACCAUCAUUCGGGAGAGAUAAUAUUUGUAGCAGUUAUUCUUUUUGAAUAAAACAAAAAAUGUAACUUUAA